CUAUAUCAUCCCCCAUCCUCCUCCACGUCUGCCAGAGAAGACCAAGCUAUUCCCAAAAAUGAAGCUUUUAGAUCAACUAUUUUAGAGAAAAAGGAUUCAUGGAGAGGGUCUUCCCGGUGGAUGAGAUCACUGACUCUUUCUGGGCACCAUCGCCGGCGCCUCAGCCGCCGAUGUGCGCCGCCGGAGCCGGAGCCAGUCGGGGACCGAUGAACCGGAGCCCUUCCGAAUGGUUUUUCGAGAAAUUCCUUGAGGAGGCGGCGAUCCGCGGGAGUUCCUCGCUUUCUUCGACCAAGGUGGCGGGAAAUCCUAGCCCCAAUCCUGAUUCGAACCCUAAUGCUUCCGUUUCUUCGAAAGGUGGAGUUGACGAUGAUGUCGUCGAGAUCAAGAGGCCGUUGCUGCAGGAGGGUGAUCCGCCGACGGAUGUUGAUCCGGGGGAGUACGCCGCGCUUCUCAAGAAAAAGCUUGAUAUGUAUUGCGCCGCUGUGGCGAUGUCACGGGGUACAAGUGUAAAACUUCAAGAUUCUUCUUUAGUUAAUAGCUCUCUGGCUCCACAGGCUUCCCAAAUUGGAUCUCAAGCUCUUAUUAAUGAUGAUGGAAUUCUGGGCACUCAAGCUAUAGCUGUCGUACAAAACUCAGUUGUCCAAGGUAAACCUGCUAAUAGUGGUUCAUCAAGGGAUCAAUCAGAUGAUGAUGAAGGUGAAGGAGAAGUGGAAACAAAUGACAGUUUGGACCCUGCAGAUGCAAAACGUUUUAGGAGGAUGCUAUCAAAUCGGGAGUCUGCGAGGCGCUCUAGAAGAAGAAAACAAGCACAUCUGAGUGAGCUUGAGACACAGGUUUCACAACUAAGAGUUGAGAACUCAUCAUUAUUGAAGCGCCUUACAGAUAUAAAUCAGAAAUACAAUGAAGCUGCAGUUGAUAACAGAAUUUUGAAGGCAGAUGUGGAAACUUUGAGAGCGAAGGUGAAAAUGGCAGAGGAUUCUGUAAAAAGAGUAACUGGUGUGAAUCCCAUGUAUCCAACCAUGUCGGAUGUUUCAUCACUUAGCAUGCCUUUCGCCGGAAGCCCUUCUGAUGCAACCUCAGAUGCUGCUGUUCCCAUCCAAGAAGGUCCAAACCAUUACUUUCAGGGUGCCCACUGUGACCAAGGGAUCAACCCCUGCCUUUCAAAGAUCCCUCCUGUGGUAUCCCCUCCUGAAGGUGCCCAUCCUCCUGUUGAUGUAUUAAAGAUGGGAAGGACGCCAUCAAUGCAGCCCGCAGCCAGCUUGGAGCAUCUCCAGAAACGAAUUCACGGUGGUGCUAGCUCAUGCACACCUGUGCCAUGGGAUGGUGCUGCGGAUUGGGAGCCCGAUACCCCUGCCAACAACAACAAACAAAACCAGGUAUAAUAAAAUAGUAUCACCUCUAAAUGUGCCAAAUACGCCAGUAUUAUUUACAUGAAGCUACCUCUUCUUAUGCUGUUGUAUUUGUCAAACACAUUUUCAGCAAAAUGUGGCAUUAUUAUUUAGUCGAACGCUACAUGCGGCUAGUUUUAUCUUCAUCUAUUUUACAGUCUGAGUCAUUGGUCAAGUUUGGCUGCUUUCAAGCAAGUUGUUAUCUGCUAGAGCUAUGCCAGUCUUCCUUGUAUGGCAAGUCCAGUGUUUUUGUAGUUAUACAUGAACUGUCACUCACUAUAGGUCCUUUAUAUUACUCUAUAUAAAUGAUCUCAUCAUACAAUUAAUUAUUGUCUAGUUUAA
This is a messenger RNA of Dioscorea cayenensis subsp. rotundata (Guinea yam), 1730 nucleotides long. RefSeq names its product light-inducible protein CPRF2-like. The record is from RefSeq and is a predicted model, not a curated record. Lineage: Eukaryota; Viridiplantae; Streptophyta; Magnoliopsida; Dioscoreales; Dioscoreaceae. Gene Ontology annotation, molecular function: DNA-binding transcription factor activity. Gene Ontology annotation, biological process: regulation of DNA-templated transcription.